AUGCCUGUGAAUCUUGGAAAUAUCCAUUUGGAUCGAUACCGGAAUUGGGAACUCGACCACCACUUUCAGUCGGUUGCGCCUGACGUCAUCUUCAUCUCGGAUAUUGGCCCGCCACUACCCGUCUUUAUUUCAGCCUCUAACUCCUACCACGCUUUUGAUCGCUGGCACCAUCUGAACGAUCGCGACAUGAGCCACGACACUAAUUCUAGCAGCGGUUUUUACGGCUCCUUGGAGCACUCUGCCCAGCCAGCCAGGAAUGAGAUGGACUACUGGACGAAGAACUAUCCUCCUGCCGGAGACACGACAUCGUCCGGUGGCUACAGCUCCUCCCAUAACGCCUGGUCUAACGCAGUGCAACGCGGUCGGCCAGAAAAAGAUGAGAUCACGUUGGACGACAGCUCCCAGUUCGUCGACUCGUCCUCCAACGGCGGGCCUAUCGUCACCGAGCUGCAGGACGCGCAGCAGGGAACGGAUCGCGCUGCCCGCGGAGCAUUCUCGCUCGGGGAGGCGAUGGACCCGUAUGCGCGGAGCAGCGUCGAGAGUAGGGAGGAGGCGGGAGAGAUGCUCGCGUCGCGGUAUGCCGAUCGACGUAGGCAGCAGUAG
Molecule: messenger RNA, 603 nt
Organism: Sparassis crispa
Lineage: Eukaryota; Fungi; Basidiomycota; Agaricomycetes; Polyporales; Sparassidaceae
Exons: 3
Coding region: 1-603 (200 amino acids)
Source: RefSeq, a predicted model, not a curated record